Messenger RNA from Elaeis guineensis (African oil palm), 1488 nucleotides. RefSeq lists its product as uncharacterized. NCBI's taxonomy places the organism in Eukaryota, Viridiplantae, Streptophyta, Magnoliopsida, Arecales, Arecaceae. The record is from RefSeq and is a predicted model, not a curated record.
CCUCUCUUCUUUCUCUCCCCCCUCCCUCUCUCUCUCUCUUCCUCCCCCUUCUCUCCUCCACAGAACCCUAUCUCCGGCCGGCAUGGUUGACGUGGACCGGCGGAUGGCGGGCCUGACCCCGGCCCACGCCGCCGGACUCCGCCGCCUUUCUACCCGCGCCGCCACCGCCACCGCCCCAUCCACCCCUGGCGCCGCGCGCAACGGCCUCCUCUCCUUCUUGCCCCUCGCCGAGGCCCUCAUCUCCCACCUCCGCUCGUCCGGCGUCCCCGUCCAGCCCGGCCUCUCCGACGCCGAGUUCUCUCGAGCCGAGGCCGAGUUCGGCUUCGCCUUCCCGCCGGACCUCCGCGCCGUCAUCUCCCUUGGCCUUCCUGCAGCCCCGGGGUUUCCGGACUGGCGGUCCCGCCUCCGCCUCCGCGCCGCCCUCGACCUACCCAUCGCCGCCAUCUCCACCCAGAUCGCCCGCAACGCCUUCUGGUCCCGCUCCUGGGGCCCCCGCCCCGCCGACCCCGAGCGAGCCCUCCGCCUCGCCCGCUCCGCCCUCCGCCGCGCCCCCCUCCUCAUCCCCCUAUUCGGCCGCUGCUACAUUCCCUGCCACCCUCCCCUGGCAGGCAACCCCGUCUUCUUCGUCGAUGAGACCCGCAUCUCCUGCUGCGGCUUCGACCUCGCCGACUUCUUCCGCCGGGAGUCCGCCUUCCACACCUUCCCUCUUCCCCCCGCCCCCUCUCCCCCCGACCUCUUUCUCCGCCGCCAGCGCUCCGCCUCCACCGCAGCCGACAAACCUUCUCCCUCUCUCCCGCGCCCCUCCGCCUCUCGCCGCAGCCUCGACUCCAUUGCUGGCAAGACACCCCGCUGGAUCGAGUUCUGGAGCGAAGCCGCCGCCUCCGACCGCCGCCGCCGGAGCUCCUCCUCCUCCGCCACCCAUCCGGAGAGAUUCUUGGAGAUCCGUGUCCCCCAGAGGCUUCCAGCCUGGGUCGGUACCUACCUGGACCGGAUCAAAUCGGUCCUGAUCGAUGGCGGAUGGGGCGAGUCGGAGGCGGCGGAGAUGGUCCAAGUGACGGCGUCCGGCUUCUUCGACGGUGCCGAGGGCGCCGCCGCCGUCGUCGACAGCCAGGCGGUUCUUGACGCCCUCCUCCUCAAGGCGGAUCGCUGCUCCGACUCCCUCCGCCGGGCCGGGUGGACCUCCGAGGAGAUCUCCGACGCGCUCGGCUUCGACUUCCUCCCUGAUAGACGGCGGCAGCGCCGGCCGUUAAACCUCCCUCCCGAAAUCGCCGUCAAGAUCGGCAAGCUCGCCGAGGCGGUUUCCCGAUCCUAGAACGGCAGUUACCCGAUCCGUUUCUGUUACGGUUUCUUUCUUUUCCUUUCGGGGAAAAUCAUAUCGUUGUGGUGUUACUUUAGAGAAGCGUAUAAAUAUUAGAGGAGGAUUUAAAAAAAAAAAGGGAGUAUCUGAUGAAUAUACGUUUUAAUGUGAGUACAAGUUAUAGCUUUUUA